Messenger RNA from Rhincodon typus (whale shark), 5143 nucleotides. It is a transcript of the gene focad, whose product is annotated as focadhesin. The record is from RefSeq and is a predicted model, not a curated record. The coding region runs from base 157 to 4548 and encodes 1463 amino acids. Gene Ontology annotation, biological process: regulation of post-transcriptional gene silencing. The transcript has 37 exons. Lineage: Eukaryota; Metazoa; Chordata; Chondrichthyes; Orectolobiformes; Rhincodontidae.
UUUUGAGAAUCUCUCGGGACCUGUUGUGUAUUCAUCAGUCCGUCCACGUCAAGGCUAAUUGUGGGUGGAGACCGUCUAGACUUGCGCAGUGAGUGCGGCCGGGAGAGCAUUCGGUUUCCGGACCUUAUUUGGAAAAUGCACUAAAGGCAGAGAACAAUGUCAGAAGAUUUUAAGAGGAGAUUUGAGUUCCAAAAUAUAACAAUCCAGUCGCAGGCUGUGGGACAACUGGUUGCUGCUGUAUUAAAGGAAAAGGGGUCAUCGUCUCCGAUAAGUUAUUCUUCAGAUCAGAGCCCUGCGUUGAACCUGUUGUGGGAGAAGUGUUGCAGUGAUAAUGUGGUGGUACGGUCUGCCUGUUCUGAAGUAUUGGUUGCACUUGUUGCACAGAACCACGCCGAUUUUAAUUAUGUGCUCAAUGGAAUUUUGAAUCUAAUUCCUUCUGCCAGUAACGUCCAAGGCUUGAUUCGAAGUAUCAGUAAAUUGCUACUGAUGCAAGCACAAGGAACUGAUCCAAGCCAUAAAACAGUUUAUUCGUGUCCGUAUGCCAUCAGGAAUCCCCCACAUCCUUUUGUUUUUGUUUUGGAAAAUAGACCUGACAGCUGGCCCUUCCUCCUUCAGCAAAUAGCUUCUAUUUUUCGACAACCUUCAAAGAGGUUAAACGCAUCCAUUGUAGUAAUGAUGGCACCAUUCUUCAAGUAUCUGUACUGUGAACCUUCCUGCCUACGAGAGAACUCUGAGCUUCGUCUUAGUCUUCUUCAGAUUAUACUUCAGAGCCGAUCUGCAGAGGAAAAGAAUGCACCUCCUCUGUUUACCCAGCAGGUCCUCCGUCUCUUCUUUGAUCUUGUUCCGCAUUUGCAGGUAACCAGUUUGGCACAAGUUACAGAAGCCACAAUAUUUCUUCAAGAGUUGUCAUUAGCUUUCCUCCAGCAUGCUCAUUUUUGGAAAUCUGAGCUCGCCCAGCUAUCUCUGCAAUUGCUGUGUGUUUGUGAAGUUAGCCUGAAAAUCACUGGAGAGCUCUCCUCACUUAUUCAUCAAAUUCAGAUGAUUGUCAACAAUGUUCCUGAUAGUAUUCCUGCCGAAGAAAUGCUUGUGGGACUGAGCUUACUUCUACUACAGACUCCAGUGUGCCAACAAGAGCCUAUUUUGAACCUCGGUAAGCUCGAACUGUUAUACAAUACGCUUAAAUUCAGAGCACAAGUUAUAAGCAUACUGUGGAGCCAUACCCAGAGUAAGAACUCGCUUAUAGCUUGCUCAGCGUACAAGGCCCUUUCGGUAUUCAACUCUGAGGAAUACACAGUUCUUCACCUGCCACAACAGGUAAGGCCAGAAAGAAAACAUGAUUAUGAAAGUGAUGAGAUGGAAAUGAAUGAGGAUGAAGAAGAAGAAAAGGAAGAAGAUCUUUCAGUCCCAGGUGCAUCUUACAUGAAGCUGCUUUUAAUGACACCUCUGCCUGUGUUUUCUGCUUUUGAAGAGUUUUUGACAUCUCUCGUGACCCAAGAAUUAACGGUGAUGCCCCGUGGGGUCUAUUACUCGGCACUCCGAGGAGGAACUGUACGCUCUGACCAAGGCAAGACUGUGGCGGGGAUUCCUAACUUCAUGCUCAAGACGUAUGAGAAGAACAAACAACCUGGACUGAAGUCUGGUCUGGCAGCUGGUUUAUUACUUUGUUAUGAUCUACAUGUUCAGACUGAUAAAGAUGGCAAGCCUAUUAAUCGCUUUCUGGUGAGCCGGGGCCGUAGCUACCAGCAGAUGCUUGCAGCCCUUAUCCAUGAGGUGCCUAUCCAACCUUCCGAAUGGCAUAAAUCUAUUUUACUGACCCAAGCGUGGCUAGGUUUUAUGGGGCGAACAUUUCAUGCUGUUCUGCAGGGGAGACAAGCUGAGCUGGAGAUGCAACAGAAGCAUGGGAAAGAUGAUCCUGAAGAGCUGCAGUACAAAAAGUUUAUUUCCUGGCUCUGGGUCAGGGACCUGCUGACUGAUGUAGUUAAAUCAGCUUCAAAGGACAGCCCUGUUGUGCAGGGAAAUUCCAUCCUCGCUUUGAGUGGAUUGGCUGUGACUGUUGCUAAGUACGAGAGCAGCCUACCGUCGGACGCUCAUGACGCACCAGAAAUCGGGGCUGAUAUUUUACCAACAGAACACUGGAUAUCAAUGGUGGUGGAGACGCUACUGAGCAUAGUUGACAGUCAUUAUCGUCCUAAGGGGCGUAUUUUUCCAUGGUUUCAACAUAAAUCCUACUCCGGGGAGAAUACAGCCAGUGCCAUUGCUCGCUCGUGUGCUGCGACUGCUUUGACCCUUCUUGCACCUGUUUUCAUCACAUCACGCAAAGACAGCAUCGGAGAGGUCCUGGGCAUUCUCGUUGCAGGUCUGCCAGGAAAGCAGAAAGCUGACACCUCCCAAGCUGUUCUGUUUCACAUGGGAUUAGCUGCAGGAAUGUUUCUGUCUCGCUUGUACGAAGAACGAAUGAGUGAUGUCUCCGGGCAGAAGAUGAAUUUACUGCUCAUGAAGUCAUUGGAUGCUCUGGAGAAGUGUUGCUUUGAUACGAGCUUGGAAUACAAUACGGGCUGCAUCCUGGGAGUGGGGCUGGUUCUGUCCCUGAUGAGCCAAAGCAGCCAAACAGAGAGCCGUGUGCAUGUGUCUGUCUCUCUUAGUGAACUCUGUCGCAGCUUGGAUGAAAGUACGUUUCAGAGCAGGGUACACCAAGAGGUAUUGGCUUAUUCAGUGGCAUGUGUGAGUGUUUCUGCUUUCAGUGCUGGGAUCAUACAAGCUAAUGAGGCUGAAGAGAUCAUGAACAAGUUGCAGAGUCUGACAGAACAGAGCCAACAGACUGCAGGUUUUGCUAUGGCUCUGGGAAACAUAGUUCAUGGCUUGGCUGUCUGUGGACAUGGUAAGGCCGAAGACCUCAGUAACCGGCUACUUCCUGCUUGGCUCAAGAUACUUCUAGCUGAGGGUUGCCCCACAAUGCAUCGAUUAGCUGCAGUAAAUGGUCUUGUUGCUUUGGUGGGAUCUGAAAGUUCCCUGAUACAGUUGAAAUCAGAAUCAAUCCAGUCAUCCCAAUUUCAAUCGAAGAUGAAUGAGGUUAUAAGAGCAAUGACUCAGACAAUUAGUUUUUCUGGUGUGAUUGGACUCCAGUCGAAUGCUGCCUAUGCUUUAGGACAUCUACACCUGACCAACAUGUCAUCCAGUCAGAGUCGAACAUCAGUGCCUCCAGAUUUUGGCUAUUUGCCAGAAAGAAGUGUCAUCAGAUCUGCUACUGACUAUGUUAUUGAAGCAGGAAAGAAAGGUCCUGAGAGAAUUCCUGCCCAGCUCGUGAAGGUUUUGUUGGGGCCUGUUGCUAGAUGUGGGAGCAGUUACCAAUAUCCCCCUGUUAAUUGGGCUUCCAUACUUUCACCACUUAUGAGACUGAAUUUUGGUGAAGAUGUUCAGCAGCACUGCAUUGAAAUAGCAGUUACCCAGGCUCAGACAUCACAAAGUGCUGCAAUGUUCUUAGGAAUGUGGGUGGCACCGCCAUUAGUGUACAGCCUUAACUUGGAGACAAGAAAAUACCUCUUCAUGUCUCUUGCUUCCUGGAUGAAACAUGUGUCUGAAGAUAAACUUCAAACAUUUGUUGAAGUGCUUGCAGUCCAAUACUUUACCUCAGGCAACAGGCAGAAAAGCCCAGACCUGUGUCAUUCCAUUCUACAAGGGCUAAAUGAAGCGAUGAAGGUUCCAACGCAAGUGCAGCACAGCUGGAGCAUAUUGUGCAAAAGUGUUGCGAUGAUCUUUGAAAUGCUACCUAAUGAAAUCCAGGUCAGUGAGCUGAAGUUUUAUGUUGGAAUCACCAAGUGCCUUUCUGAACUGGCUGAUACUGAGAUCGACAGAAUAACCCAAGUUACCAAGGAUACAAUUGCAAAGAGCACCUUUGUCCGAGCAUACCUGGUUUCUCAAGGCCGGGUUCCUUUGCUGUGUCUUAAUGAUGUUAUUGCUGCAGCAGUAGGCAGCUGUCACAUGGAGACUGUCGUCUGGAUUUUGCUGCAGAGCUUUUACCAGUGUCGACUCAUCAGCCACCAGAACACCGGUGUAAUAAAACGGAUGGAAUGGCUGUUGGAGCUGAUGGGACAUGUCCGAAAUGUUGCUUAUGGGUCAGCUCCUAUGCAGAAUGCAGAUCCUAAAGAGGCUGUGGGCUUCCUGCUGAGUAUAGUUGCUGCAGUUGUUGCUGCAUGGAGUGAUCAUACAAUACCACUGAUGCUUGGUGUUCGGGCCAGCUGGUUGCCAUGGAGUGAAGAGAAAAGUUUCAUCGACUGCAUGAAAUCUUCUCUCGGUGGAAGUUCAGUGGACUCCUUGUCAGUGCAACAAUGUUUUUACCUUCUACCGCAAAGCAUUGUCUUAUUGCUGGCUAAAGAGCCGUGGAAAGACCACACGCAAAAGUUCAUUGAUUGGCUUUUUAACAUAGCCGAAUGCCCAUGUGAAAUAUUAUCAUUGGAUAAGUUGAACGUGAUCAAAGCAACACUUCUGGCACUGCGGUUUUUACCUGAGUACAGGAAGAAGGCUAUCUGGACUCGUGCAUAUGGAUGGUAACUGGCAAUGUUUUGAGGGCUAACCUGAUCAGCUUUAAGCAGGAGCCUGCAUUUGCCAAUAAGUGAGGACUGCGUGAGGAAGGGAAGGAUGGGCUUGAUGAUGCACUCGAGUGACAAGAUACCAAAUGUAUUACAAAACCAUGACGGACAAGCUGUUUGCUGCUAAUGGAUGAGUAGCAUGCCUAUCACAUACCACCAUGUAUGUCAAAGAUAUCUUAUGCACUUUGUUUACAGAAACAAACCACCUCAAAUAGUGCAUAAAACUACAACUAUAUUAAUAGAUUUUGUUUUGUUAUUGAAGAAUUCACCAAAGUAUAAGCAAUAUAUUUGAAAACAGAGACAUUUAGCUCUGUUUAAAAUAUUGUUCCCUGCGUCUUUAAACUGCCAGUGCUUUUUCUCUGCGAAUAGUUUCCAAUGAGAAGUUGGCCAAGGUUCUAAUCAUAUCGCGCCAACAUAUUGUUUGCUUAAAAAAAAAUUCAGACGCAAAUCGGAAUGAUGAAAUAAAAACAUCAAUUCAUGUGCAGAGCCUGUAAGUUUGAAGUUCUUCUGUUGAUGUUAAGUCAAAUAAUAAUUAAAGGUUGGGAUUCUGAAAUGUU